Messenger RNA from Melospiza melodia melodia, 1310 nucleotides. RefSeq names its product cholecystokinin A receptor (gene CCKAR). The record is from RefSeq and is a predicted model, not a curated record. Gene Ontology annotation, molecular function: neuropeptide receptor activity; cholecystokinin receptor activity. Bases 18 to 1310 code for a protein of 430 amino acids. Gene Ontology annotation, biological process: neuropeptide signaling pathway. Gene Ontology annotation, cellular component: plasma membrane. Lineage: Eukaryota; Metazoa; Chordata; Aves; Passeriformes; Passerellidae. The transcript is spliced from 5 exons.
CCUGUGGAUACUGAAGAAUGGAAAUAGUUGAUGCCAGUAGCUUCCUUGGGAAUGGCACCAACAUUACUGAUUUCUUCUGCGAUAUCAUCUUGGAAAAUGACACUUUUUUCUGUGUGGAUGAUGCACCUUAUCCUUCUAAAGAUUUGCAUCAGAUAAUAAGGAUUCUGCUGUAUUGCUUGAUAUUUCUGCUCAGCAUUUUGGGGAACAUUCUGGUGAUUACAGUGCUGAUAAGAAACAAGCGGAUGCGAACAGUCACCAACACCUUCCUGCUGUCACUAGCAGUCAGUGACCUGAUGCUCUGCCUUUUCUGCAUGCCUUUCACCCUCAUUCCCAACCUGCUAAAAGAUUUUAUUUUUGGAAGUGCUGUUUGCAAAACUGCCACUUAUUUCAUGGGUGUCUCUGUAAGUGUCUCUACCUUCAACCUGGUUGCCAUAUCUUUGGAGAGAUACAGUGCCAUUUGCAAACCACUGCAGUCCAGGGUCUGGCAGACAAAGUCUCAUGCCCUGAGAGUGAUUGCUGCGACCUGGUGUGUGUCCUUUGUGAUCAUGUCACCAUACCCAAUCUACAGCAAGCUGGUACCUUUCACCAAGUACAACAACACCACAGCCAAUAUGUGCCGGCUCCUCUGGCCAAGCGAUGUCAUUCAGCAGUCCUGGUACACUUUCCUGCUCCUCACACUCUUUCUUAUUCCUGGGAUUAUAAUGAUGAUUGCGUAUGGUCUAAUUUCUCUGGAACUCUACAGAGGAAUAAAAUUUGAUGCCAGCCAGAGAAAAUCUUCACGAGAAAGAAGAAUAAGUACCUGCAGCGCCAAAUACGAGGAUGGAGACGGAUGUUACCUCAACAAAACCAAAAGGAAAAGGAAAAUGCCAUUGCAACAGCUCUCUGCUAUGAGCCACAACAAAAUCGAGAGAGUGAGAAGCAACAGCUCUUCUGCCAACUUAAUGGCCAAGAAGCUUGUCAUCCGUAUGCUGAUGGUGAUAGUGGUUUUGUUUUUCAUUUGCUGGACCCCCAUCUUCAGCGUCAACGCCUGGCGCGCCUUCGACACGGCCUCCGCCGACCGGCGCCUCUCGGGGGCUCCCAUCUCCUUCAUCCACCUGCUGUCCUACACCUCUGCCUGCGUGAACCCCAUCAUCUACUGCUUCAUGAACAAGCGCUUCCGCAUGGCCUUCCUGGCCACCUUCGCCUGCUGCGCCCCGCAAGCGCCGCCCGCCGCGCGCGGAGAGGCUGCUGAGGAGGAGGAGGGCAAGACGACGAGGGCUUCCCUCUCCAAAUGUUCCUACACACACAUGGCUGCCUCUGCACCCCCCUGA